AUAGACCAUUCCGCAAACACCAUCUAAGCUAAAGUUCAAAGCCACAAGCGACGCACCAUUGUCCAAUAUAUAGGUUGCCUAGCCAGUGUGUGCUCAAGUCCAUCCAUACCUCCAAUUUUGCUGUUCAUCGAUGGAAAACAUCAGCCAUGCAACAACGACACCGCCAAGCACCUCGCGCUCGCCGUCGCCGCUGGUCGUAUUCAGCGCAUGCCUCGUCCUCGGCGCCGGUGGCCCGCUCCUCCUCCGCGUCUACUUCGUCCACGGGGGGCGGCGCCUGUGGCUGUCCACCCUGAGCCAGCUCUCCGGCUGGCCGCUCCUCGUCCCGUCCAUAUGCGUCUCCCUCUUCCGCAGCCGCAGGGAAGGAAUGGCCGACCGCCUCCAGCCCGCGCGCCUCGUCGCCGCCGUGGCCUUCCUCGGAGGGCUCUUCGCCGUGGCGUGCUUCGUCUACUCGCUCGGCGCGCAGGCGCUGCCCGUGUCCACGUCCUCGCUGCUGCUGGCCACGCAGCUCGCGUUCAACGCGGUGUUCGCGUUCCUGUUGGCCGGGCUCCGGUUCACGCCAUUCUCGGCCAACGCGGUCGUGCUGCUCACCAUCGGCCCGGCGGUGCUCGGAGUCGGUCCCCGCUCCGGAAGGCCUGCGGGCGAGUCGUCGAGGACGUACUGGACAGGGUUCUGCGAAGCCAUCGCCGCGGCGGCGCUGGCCGGGCUCGUGCUGCCGCUCGUCGAGGUCGCCAUGGCGCGCUACGGCCGACGCACCGGGCCGCCCCCUUACGUGACGGUGAUGCAGAUGCAGGUCGUGAUGGGCGCGGCUGGCACGAUGGUGUGCCUGCUCGGCAUGGCCGUCAAGGGAGACUUCCAGGCGAUGCCACGGGAGGCCGCCGAGUUCGGGCUCGGCGAGACCAAGUACUGCCUGGUGCUUAUCUUUGAAGCCGUCUCGUGGCAGCUCUUUAACCUGGGGAUCAUGGGCCUAAUCGUCUGCGUGUCGUCGCUCCUCGCCGGCGUCAUGAUCGCCGUCCUCCUUCCGCUGUCGGAGGUCCUCGCCGUCAUCUUCCUCCGCGAGAAGUUCGAUGACACCAAGGGCAUCGCCUUGGUGCUCUCGCUCUGGGGCUUCGCGUCCUACCUCUACGGGGAGGACGCGCAGAGGAAGCUGGAGGCGAAGAAGGUCGCGCAGCAGGCGGCGAAUUGAGAAGUGCAUGUGGGAUGUUGACAUCAGAGCUUGAUUCUCUGAAAACAAAUAAUCCUACCACAACGUGAAGAUUAUGGUUAAUGUACGUCUGUAUCCAACAACCUAAACGAGAUGAAAAUAUGCGUGUCAGUCUAGGUCUCUAUGACUUUCUGCCUGAUUGCACAUGGGUGAAAACUCAAUUGCAGA
Molecule: messenger RNA, 1369 nt
Organism: Panicum hallii
Lineage: Eukaryota; Viridiplantae; Streptophyta; Magnoliopsida; Poales; Poaceae
Product: purine permease 3-like
Exons: 1
Coding region: 131-1183 (350 amino acids)
Cellular component (GO): membrane
Molecular function (GO): purine nucleoside transmembrane transporter activity
Source: RefSeq, a predicted model, not a curated record